AAUCGUUCGCAUCGCGUUUCGGGUCUCGGGUGGUGUGUUUGUUUGGCGAAAGAAAAUUGUGAGGAAGAACAAAAUUUUAUUUUUGCAAGUUUUACCCGGAAAAAAAUGGAAACAAUUUUCGAAAUUCAACGCCGGCUGCAUGAGGAGUGCGACCGGCUGGUGAUGGCCAUGUCCGAGGAGCUCCAGACCCCGAAGAAAACGACCAAGGACAAAGUGCUGGCCGAUCACCGGAUCAAGAUCUACCUGGAGCGGUACCAAAGUUGCAGCAAGUCGCUGCUGGAGCUGUAUCAGGAUAAGGACGGGGAGCGCAAGCAGGAAAUUACGAAUAUGAGUGUGAAUGAGUUCAAGGAGUUUUACAGUCAGUUCAAUUCGCUGGUGGAGUUCCAUCAGAAUCAUGGGAAUAAUGUGGCCGUUCCGGCGUCGAUUGAGUUUUCCAAGCUGCGGGAGCAGUUGAACGAUCCGGCUUAUCUGGCGGAGGUGGUCAAGUUUAGCGAUGUGGAGAAUUAUGGGCAGUAUCUGGAUCUGCACGAGUGCUUCGAUAACUAUAUCAAUCUGAAGGGGGUGGACAAAAUCGAUUACAUUACGUAUCUGUCGGAGUUUAACAAGUUCUCGGACGUUCCGCGGAAGCAGAAGAAUCUUAAGUACAAAAAGUAUCUGGAACUGCUGCACGACUAUCUGUUUGGGUUCAUAACGCGGAGUCGGCCGUUGUUCUUCGAGCUGGAACAUACGGUGAAGCGGAACGAGCUACAGUUUGAGGAUCUGUGGAAGAAUGGAGAAGCCCCUGGGUGGGAGCGCGGGAAGGAUGUGGAGGAGGAUGCGCUGAUUAAUUUGAACGAGUUCGGAAAGUGGGAGGAUUUGACCUACUUGGGGCUGGACCGGUUAAAAUCGGCUCUUCAGGCCAUGGGAAUGAAGUGUGGUGGAACACUGGAGGAGCGCGCCCAGCGUCUGUUCGCCUGCAAGGAGGACAAGAACAAGGAGAACGAGCACAAACGGCUGAUGUACAACCAGAAGGACAAAGACAUUGCCCUGUUGGAGUACAAAAUCACCAAACUGGCCGAACUGGUCGAUGAUCAGAUCUACGAGACCAAGAUCAACCUCCAGCGUAAGCAGGCUCGCUACACCCUGGAAGAAAGCGACGAGGACAGCAUGGAGGAGGAGGAAUCCGACGAUGACGAUGGCAUCCCGUACAAUCCGAAAAAUCUCCCGCUCGGAUACGAUGGAAAGCCCAUUCCGUACUGGUUGUACAAGCUCCAUCAGCUCCACUUCACGUACGAGUGCGAAAUCUGCGGCAACUACAAGUACAACGGUCCAAAGGCGUUCCAGAACCACUUCUCGGAGUGGCGACAUGCCCACGGAAUGCGCUGUCUGGGCAUCCCGAACACGGCUCACUUUGCCAACAUUACCAAGAUCGAGGACGCGCUGAUGCUGUGGGAUAAGGUCAAGGAGCAGACCUUCUCCAAGAUGUGGGUCCCGGCCAACGAGGAGGAGUUUGAAGAUUCGCGGGGAAAUAUCCUCAGCAAGAAGGUCUAUCUGGAUCUGCAAAAGCAGGGUUUGCUGUAAGAUCGAUUAGGAACUUAGACGUGUGUGCAUUUCUCUAACAAUAACAAUGGUGUGGCGCCAACAUUACUAGGAUAUUCUAA
This is a messenger RNA of Aedes albopictus (Asian tiger mosquito), 1640 nucleotides long. RefSeq names its product splicing factor 3A subunit 3 (gene noi). NCBI's taxonomy places the organism in Eukaryota, Metazoa, Arthropoda, Insecta, Diptera, Culicidae. Gene Ontology annotation, molecular function: RNA binding; zinc ion binding. The record is from RefSeq and is a predicted model, not a curated record. Gene Ontology annotation, cellular component: spliceosomal complex; nucleus. Gene Ontology annotation, biological process: mRNA splicing, via spliceosome. Bases 106 to 1560 code for a protein of 484 amino acids. The transcript is spliced from 3 exons.